Caenorhabditis auriculariae is the source of this 1755-nucleotide messenger RNA. Lineage: Eukaryota; Metazoa; Nematoda; Chromadorea; Rhabditida; Rhabditidae. The record is from the annotation of a GenBank genome assembly.
AUGCUGCGCGCCUUAACCUUACUGUCCUUACUCUACCUCUCAAACUGCAUCGAAAUCGGAGAAGACAUCACAUUUGCCUUGGAUCUCAUCAAGCAUCAGCCUUGCGCCAGAGGAGGAAGUAAUCGAAUUAUUUUUAUGCAUUUUGAUUUGCAUUUUACUUCAGAUUCCAAGUGGGUUGAAAAACUCGAGUUCGAAGGAGGAAACGACAAACGAGGACCUAAACUGGAGCCAGUGGAGGGGAAGCCAAAUUGCUUCACUAUUGGAGGACGAGUUCAAGUUUUGGAGGUGGGUUAUAGGAUCGCUGCUUUCUGACAACUACGAAAAAAGUUUCAGGACUUCAGCGGAGAUUUCUCAAUUUAUCUCGAGCUGAAAAAUACUGCUAAGAAAAACGCAGUGCCAGAAAAGUGCGUGAAGCAGGGAGAAGACGGCUGCGGCGGAUUCGGAUCAUGGUACUUUUUUUCUAUCAAUGCAACUGGAAACCGUAUAGAAUGUGAAAUAGCUCAAACUUCUGCCAAUGCGCUCUUUCCAUCACUACAAGAUUUGACGUGUCACCGCUACCAUAAAAAACUAUUUUUGUUCAGCUCGAAAAUUUUUUUCAUUUUUUGAUCCCGAAAAUUCUCGGCCUCCACUAUUGACUUUUUUGACAUCAAGCGUUUCACAAUAGAUUUUUAAAUUAAAAUAAUAAAACGUAAAAUUAAAAUUUCAGCCUUUACUGCAACGCCUGCAAGACUUUCGGUGACAGUUUGGGAGUACAGGCCCAACUUCUCCUUGACGGAAAUCCAAUCAAAUGCACUGUGAGCUCAAAUUAAUGAAUCUUCAAUAAUAAUUUUUUCAGGACGGCCUGAAACAAGGAACUUACGACAACUUGAAGUUGGCCUUCUGCUUGCCAAGAAUGGAAGACAUCCUUCAAUCUCAGGGGCUCACAAAGGAAACAUUCUUGCAGCUCAUUCAGGCGGAUGUACUGGAUCUAAUAUCAUUUUCCUGUUUCAUGAUAAAGUUCCAGGAUGGAAACACGGUCAGAGCUAUGGGUAUUUUCGCUACAGUCUACGUUUUCGAUACCGACGUCAGCCAGCAAAUGCAAACUCAGAUGCGGAUUGAGAGUGUCUACAGAAAAACCAAAAAGAGCUUUUUCAAGGUAAGAUCGGAAUCAGAAACAAUAUAAGAGGUGAAAACAAGAGGGAAGAAAAUAAGCUAUAAACCCUGACUUCAUUUUCUGUCUUGAAAGCAUUUUUCAAAAAUACUUAAAAAAGGUUCUUAGAGCGCGAAUGUCAAAAUUUCCUGAAAACUCUUGAGUAGAAAUUUUAGUUUUAACCAAAAUCCAGCACCGAUAAUCCUAAUCAAUAUGUUUUAAAAUGUGAUUUCUCUGUUCAAUAUUGGAAAAAAAUCGAAAAAUACCAAUGAAACUUUUUUUCUCUGGAGAAACAUUGUAAACUACCUGAAAAUUGGAUAUCUCGAGGUUUCGAAUUUCAAGAUUGAGCUGAAAAAUCUUCUUUGAACAAAGUGAACUUGUAAAAAAAUUUUUGAGUUUUAUUUGGAAAAAAAAUUUUUGCCUUUUUUUAUCUUAAGAGAAAGAUUAUCGGAGCGAUUCUUUAAUUUUUUUAUUUCGAAAACCUCAAUAUAAAAUGAGAAUUUUAGGACGAGCCACUGCCAGCCGACGUCUACUGGUCUCUGCCUUUCAAUCAGAUGCUGAAGACCCAACAAUCCUACGUCGCCUGUCACAAAAUCUACGGAAACCUCCGUGUCAGCAAAAUCUAA